AUGAGUGACGGAUUGGAUGGCGUUGACGAUUUUGGUGUAAAUCCAUUCGAGGAGACAUUACCAGACACCCCCUUGGAGGAAGUUCCACCGGAACCAAUUAGAAACAUAGAACCUGAAAUUGCUCCAAAGCCAAUUGAAGAAGAACGUCCCUUAGCCCCAGGGUUACUCAACUACUAUUCUCGUUAUUUCCAAUUGACCACCGCAGACUUUAGAAAAAGGGUACUAGGUUCAUUAUCGCUACGCAAUGAAGCAUCUCCGCCAGAUCUCUACGGACCACUAUGGAUAACUGCAACUGUGGUCAUGUCAAGGUUUUUAGGCAGCGGACUUUUCACGCUUUGUAUCGAUGGCGUAUUUGGGGGAAUUUCAACGGAGGUCAAGGAUUCCUCUCGUCAAUCUUGGAAAUUAGUCCAUUCAGCAUGGCUAUUUUACGCUUAUACGCUGUUAACACCGUUCAUUGCUCAAAAAUUAUUGGCAACAAAUUUCAUACCACUUGUCAGUACUUAUGGUUAUUCAAAUGUAACCUGGAUCGCCGGGUGUCUUUUACUAUCAGUUGUCGAUGAAUUUAGAAGAUUGGGUAAAAAUUUUGUCAUUACGAUUAUCGAAUGGGUAAUCGUUUCAUUAAUUGCAUUGAAAAGGUCGUACUCGCUCUAUAACGAAUUAGAAGCCGGACGCAAAUCUCUACCACUGCUAGUUGUCGAUGUAGCGUUUUGCGUAGCGGCAAAAAUACUGUUAUUCUAA
Zygosaccharomyces rouxii is the source of this 738-nucleotide messenger RNA. RefSeq names its product Yip5p (gene YIP5). Gene Ontology annotation, cellular component: Golgi apparatus. Gene Ontology annotation, biological process: vesicle-mediated transport. Lineage: Eukaryota; Fungi; Ascomycota; Saccharomycetes; Saccharomycetales; Saccharomycetaceae. Bases 1 to 738 code for a protein of 245 amino acids. The transcript has a single exon. The record is from RefSeq and is a predicted model, not a curated record. Gene Ontology annotation, molecular function: small GTPase binding.